Xyrauchen texanus (razorback sucker) is the source of this 4252-nucleotide messenger RNA. It is a transcript of the gene tbl1xr1a, whose product is annotated as TBL1X/Y related 1a. The transcript is spliced from 17 exons. Gene Ontology annotation, molecular function: protein binding; transcription corepressor activity. The coding region runs from base 462 to 2003 and encodes 513 amino acids. Lineage: Eukaryota; Metazoa; Chordata; Actinopteri; Cypriniformes; Catostomidae. Gene Ontology annotation, biological process: regulation of transcription by RNA polymerase II. Gene Ontology annotation, cellular component: histone deacetylase complex. The record is from RefSeq and is a predicted model, not a curated record.
UCCAGUGUUUGAGUGUCUGAAGCCGUUGGCUGGUCCUGAACCGUUUGGCUCUUUCUCCACUAGCAAACAGCCCUACAAUGUAUCUCAAUCGCGCUUAAAUCUAUUUUUUAAACGAUUUUACUCAGCUCCACGCCGAUGCGAUUAGGACCAGACGCUUGUUUGGGAAUUUAUCUAACGAUCUGCCGCCUCAAAUCACCUUUAUAACGCUUUGUUUGACCACUAUUUUACAAAAUAGUCGAGGAGGAGGAAAUUCCACACAAGCAGCUCAGCAGUGAAAGGCACUCUUCGCGCUCAUCCGGGUAUUAAAAUACUUGCUAAAGGUUCACAUUGGAGCAAUACCUGAUCACAUGGUGCUGAGACACUUGGUUUGGAUUCUUAAAAAGCGUUUGCCUUGCGGAAUUAGAGCUGAUAGUGUGGCUUGUGUCCUGUUUGCUGACCUCAUGGUGUAAGCAAGUGUGAAGAUGAGUAUUAGCAGUGAUGAGGUCAACUUCCUGGUGUAUAGAUACCUGCAGGAGUCAGGGUUUUCCCACUCAGCCUUCACAUUCGGCAUUGAGAGCCACAUCAGCCAGUCCAACAUCAAUGGCGCCCUAGUGCCCCCUGCUGCACUGAUCUCUAUUAUCCAGAAAGGCCUGCAGUACGUGGAGGCUGAAGUCAGCAUCAAUGAGGACGGUACGCUGUUCGAUGGGCGGCCAAUUGAGUCUCUAUCAUUGAUCGAUGCGGUGAUGCCCGAUGUCGUACAGACGCGGCAACAGGCAUACCGAGACAAACUGGCCCAGCAGCAGGCCGCCGCAGCACCCUCUUCAACCAGCGCCAACAUGCAGGGUAACGCCAAAAACGGAGAGAACACAGCAAACGGAGAAGAGAACGGUGCUCACGCCUUACCUAAUAACCAUGCAGACAUGAUGGAGGUGGAUGUAGAUGUGGAGAUCCCUCAAAAUAAAGCCAUGGUGCUGAGAGGUCACGAGUCCGAGGUCUUCAUCUGCGCCUGGAACCCCGUCAGUGACCUGCUCGCCUCUGGGUCUGGGGACUCAACAGCACGUAUCUGGAAUCUUAGUGAGAACAGCAGUAGUAGCUCCACACAGCUCGUUCUGAGGCACUGCAUACGGGAAGGCGGCCAAGACGUGCCCAGCAACAAAGACGUCACAUCAUUAGACUGGAAUAGUGAAGGCACACUGUUAGCCACAGGCUCUUAUGAUGGCUUUGCAAGAAUAUGGACUAAAGAUGGUAAUCUGGCCAGUACUCUGGGUCAACAUAAAGGUCCAAUAUUUGCAUUAAAAUGGAACAAAAAAGGAAAUUUUAUCCUCAGUGCUGGUGUUGAUAAGACAACAAUCAUUUGGGAUGCACACACAGGAGAAGCCAAACAGCAGUUCCCGUUUCAUUCAGCACCUGCUCUGGACGUGGACUGGCAGAGCAACAACACAUUUGCUUCCUGUAGCACUGACAUGUGCAUCCAUGUGUGCAAACUGGGACAGGACCGACCCAUUAAGACAUUCCAAGGACACACAAAUGAAGUUAAUGCAAUCAAAUGGGAUCCGACUGGCAACCUGCUGGCAUCGUGUUCUGAUGAUAUGACUCUGAAGAUCUGGAGUAUGAAACAGGACACUUGUGUUCAUGAUUUGCAAGCUCACAGCAAAGAAAUUUACACUAUCAAAUGGAGCCCCACAGGUCCAGGAACCAACAACCCCAAUGCCAAUCUAAUGCUGGCUAGUGCUUCCUUUGAUUCCACUGUUCGGCUAUGGGACGUAGAUCGAGGCAUCUGCAUCCACACACUAACCAAACACCAGGAGCCCGUGUACAGCGUGGCCUUCAGCCCUGACGGACGCCAUCUAGCCAGCGGUUCUUUCGACAAGUGUGUCCAUAUCUGGAACACACAAACUGGUGCUUUAGUCCAUAGCUACAGGGGAACAGGGGGCAUUUUUGAAGUUUGCUGGAAUGCAGCAGGAGACAAAGUAGGAGCAAGUGCAUCGGACGGCUCUGUUUGUGUAUUAGAUCUGCGGAAAUAGCACUGCUUGCUGGAAGCCAUGGACCGACUAUGAAUGUGUACAUAGCCAAAAUGACUGUCCCUGACCCUCAAACUGCUACAGUCCCUAGUGAACCAUGGCCAGCAACUACAGACAUACAAAAACAAGCACCGUGAUGCACCACACCGAGCAGAGAGGAUAUGAUUCCAACCAGAGACAUUCAAAAUGACUUUUGUAAGUGACACAGGUGAAUAAAAAAAACAAUAAAACAGAGGAAGAAGAAAGACAGAAGGACUGGUAUAUUUACCAAAUUUGGAAGAUAUUUUACUAUUUGUUCUUCAAAACCAAUCUCAUCAAAAUAAAUGAACGAAAGGAUUUUAAUCUUUGUUCGUAGUUCCGUUUCAAUGUGUAGACAUAUCAACUUUUUCUUUGUUUUCUCCCCCAACCCCUCUCUAUCUCACACUUUAGCUCUUUUAUUUGAAGUCAUAUCUGCAUGAUUCCAGCACUCUUUGUUUUGCUUCAUUUUACACAAGUACACUUAUUUACAGUCUUUUGAGACUUUGAGCAUUGUGUGAUUUCAAACAGUGUGGGGACAUGAAAAAAAAAAUCACGUAUCUUUUUCUUGUUCUUCAGUUUUAGUUUUUGAUGCUAUGGUGGUACUGUUAUCUUACUGCAGUCAUUUGAGUUUCCACCACCCCCACCCUGUUGUACCCCAAAAGAGAGGUACAUUGUACGGAAUAAACCAGAAAAUGAAGACAAGCGCACACAAUCAAAUUCAUCCGUUCUCUCAUACUACUGUAUCUAGUUGUUAGAUGUUUCCCUUAUUAGUUCAAAUUAAAUGUAAAUGCUAAACAGUUCUAAAAUCUAGUUCUCAGAUCAAGACAUGUGGCCUAACUGUGACCCAGGAACAUGCAUGACAUGCAUGUAGAUGUAGGUUUGCAUUAUUUCUAAAUGAACCAUCAGCUGAUUGGCUUUUCACACAUUUGCAUUCUUUAUCCUGUUUGACUACAGCGGUGGGUUUCUCUUUUGUUGUAUCGGUUAUAUUUGUGUGCAAAUCAAGAAUUAUACUUUUUUAAUAUUUGGAAUUUUUACUUACAGGUUAUUAGAAGUGGUUUUGUUUCUGCUUUUGUAACUAGUUUGCCUUUUGUUAUCACCUGUGUCAAAAAACAAAACUCGCUUCUCCGUUAACCAGGAAGGUUUUUCGUAUGAUCUUGAGAACUUCAUUGGAAAGUCUGAUGCUUUAAGUGAGUCUGUGUUGUGCGGGACAUUCAACAAACAUCUAAGUUACAUUACUCAAAAAGCCGAUGACAAGAAUGCUUUCCCGCGCUGUGAAGUUUUCAUCAAUCUCAAAACUAAUUAAAAAAAUGUCAUUUCUGGAUUUUUGGCACACCAUGUGAUGUAACAUCUGGUCAUAUGAUCGUUCUACCAUGUAAUGAGAUGUGCUAAUGUUCAUUUACCUCACAUGCAUCAGGACAGCAGUACUAGAAAGGACACCUUUCAAAACCUCCUUGACAUUUAAAAUGGUCCUCUUUCUGAGUAGUCCUUUGUCCAUAUUACUGUGCUUUUGGUUUUCUCAGUGUGAAGACAUCAAUUAAGCUUUUUGAUGACUCAAACAAUGAGGAAACAGAAUUAGUCACAUGCUCCAAAAGUGCACAAAUGAGGCUUGUUCGCUCUCUCUAAAUUUCUUUACUCAAGUUAUUUUUAGGACAUCAUGUGACAUUUAACCUUGCGUUUUAUACCAGGUGUAGUAUUUUGAGAUCUGUAUACAACUGACUUCUUUUAAGUCGAUUCAAAAAAUAAAUAAAUACAUCUGAACACUAUUUAUUGCAGUCUGAAUACAGAAGGUAUUUCAGUCCUCCUCUGUCCUCUUCUCUGUAUUCGGCCCUGUGUCUGCCUGCCCGCAAUUAUCACUCUUUCCGCACGGUGUCAUUUCUAAUCAUUAUUCUUACUUCGUUUGUGUCCCCUGGACUUUUUGUACUCUUUUCAAACUUUUGUAAUUCUUAUUUCUUUGUAGCUAAAAAAACAAAAGAAGAAAAAAAAAAGGAACUAAAUAAGGAAAAAAGAAAAAAAAAAAGAAACCCAAACAAUUUAUUCUAUAUCGGUUGGAGGGUGUAAAGCUAAGACCUAAGUUUUGCUCACUCUGAGUCCGAUGUGUUCUCGGAUGUCCCCGCACUUGCUCUUUGUUUCCCCAGUCUAACGUUUUUGGUUGCAAAAUUCCCCCCUUGCAUUGCAUUGAUCUGUUGUCAUUUUAAUCAGAUCUGGAGUUCAAAAUAAAGUAUAUUUUGAUAUUA